CCUUGCGGUGCCCCCGCGCGCAGGUGCAGCGUCGAAGGUGGAAGCUGAGGCUGAUCGAGGAGCUGGAGUCAAGAGUUACUGCUGAGCCCAUCCCGCUGCCAGCAGACCCGAUGGAACUGAGAAAUCUGGAGUACAGGCCAGUGAAGGUCAGAGGGCACUUUGACCACUCCAAGGAGCUGUACAUGAUGCCUCGGACCAUGGUGGACCCGGCCCGAGAGGCCCGGGAGGCCGGCCGUCUCUCUUCCUCACCUGAAAGUGGUGCCUAUGUGAUCACCCCCUUCCACUGCAGUGACCUGGGAAUCACCAUUCUGGUAAACAGAGGGUUUGUCCCCAAGAAGAAGGUGCAUCCUGAUACACGGCAGAAAGGCCAGAUCCAGGGAGAAGUAGACCUAGUCGGGAUGGUGAGGCUGACAGAGACCAGGAAGCCCUUCGUCCCAGAGAACAGUCCGGAGAGGAACCAGUGGCAUUACCGGGACCUGGAGGCCAUGGCCAGGCUCACGGGCGCAGACCCCAUCUUCAUUGAUGCGGACUUCCGGAGCACAGUCCCUGGGGGACCCGUUGGAGGGCAGACCCGAGUCACUCUGAGGAACGAGCACCUGCAGUACAUCAUCACCUGGUACGGACUCUGUGCGGCGACAGCCUACCUGUGGUUUAAGAAGUUCCUACGCCGGACUCCUGGUGUGUGAGCUCGGUUCGUGGGUGCCCGGGCUGCGAUCGUCCGCAGUCCCUCAUUUCCAAGCUUUGUUUUUAUUCGGGGUCAGGUACUCUUGGUGUAAAUAAACCUCUACGCUGGA
Neogale vison (American mink) is the source of this 794-nucleotide messenger RNA. RefSeq names its product surfeit locus protein 1. Gene Ontology annotation, cellular component: membrane; mitochondrion. Lineage: Eukaryota; Metazoa; Chordata; Mammalia; Carnivora; Mustelidae. Gene Ontology annotation, biological process: mitochondrial respiratory chain complex IV assembly. The coding region runs from base 111 to 686 and encodes 191 amino acids. The record is from RefSeq and is a predicted model, not a curated record. The transcript has 7 exons.